Dentiscutata erythropus is the source of this 163-nucleotide messenger RNA. NCBI's taxonomy places the organism in Eukaryota, Fungi, Glomeromycota, Glomeromycetes, Diversisporales, Gigasporaceae. The record is from the annotation of a GenBank genome assembly.
AUGAGUAAGAAUUUAAAGGUUGCACGUCUAAAGAACGUAGAGCGAGAGAUCAAAAAAUUGAAUGAUGAGUUGCGAGGUUUUGAAAUUUUGCAAGGUUUUGAAAAACAUGAGAAAAAUGAAUGCAACAUAUGUCUUGUUGAAGACGAGUGUUCAACAUUCAAAU